This is a messenger RNA of Puntigrus tetrazona (Sumatra barb), 3573 nucleotides long. It is a transcript of the gene zdhhc8a, whose product is annotated as zinc finger DHHC-type palmitoyltransferase 8a. The record is from RefSeq and is a predicted model, not a curated record. The transcript is spliced from 10 exons. Lineage: Eukaryota; Metazoa; Chordata; Actinopteri; Cypriniformes; Cyprinidae. Bases 952 to 2889 code for a protein of 645 amino acids. Gene Ontology annotation, biological process: protein palmitoylation. Gene Ontology annotation, molecular function: palmitoyltransferase activity.
GUGAGAGUGUGUGUGAGAGUGUGUGUGUGUGUGUGUGUGUGUGAGAGAGAGAGUGUGUGUGUAUGUUUGUGGUUUUCUGAUGCCCCGCCCACUGCAGGCCACAGCCACUGUCUCAAAAUAACAGCCGUAAGCCACACCCACCGCUCUAGUUUGGUAUUUAGGCCCCACCCUCCGCCGGCUCCUGUAUAAUCCUCAGAAGUCAGUGAAGGCCGGCGGUGUGUGUGUGUGUGAGGUGUGUGUGUGAGGUGUGUGAGGGUGAUUGAUGGCCGUAUCAGACACAGGAUGCGCAGGAGCAGCGCUUACAUCCCGGUGUCCACCGCUGCCGCUCUGCUGGUCACUUCAUCCACGCUGUUCUUCGUCUUCACGUGAGUCUCUUAUAAUAAUAACGAUCAGCUCAUCAAUAAUCAUAACUACAGAGAUAACACACGCAUCUCACAGCCUUAAAAAUAUCAUGCAUUAAAGCUUAGAAAAAACAACCACUUUUAGAUGAAACUAACGAACCGCAAACAUUAUAAUUCAUUUGAACCGUUUUUGAAACAAAGCAUUACAUAGAAUUUGUUUACAUCCCAAAUUAAAGACCGAAAAAGUAUAUUCAUGUCUUUUUUACAGCCUUUAAAUACAAUGCAUCAUAAACUGGUCUUAAUGCAUUAUGUCUUGCAUGAGAUCUCCUGAAUAAUAGCAUAAGCACAAUGUAAUAAUAAUCACAAUCCGGCGGUUUUAGUAUUAUAAUGCAUAAAAUAUGCAUUAUGGAUACCUUGCAUCUGAUCUUAAGGGUGUAGUGUUUUUGAGCUUUAUUAUAAGAAGAAGCUCCUUUACCAUGAAAUAAAUCCAGAAGGCAGUGGAGGAAGGAGAAGCACAGCACAAGCAGGAGCAGGACAGGAUUAAUCCGCCGCUGGAAGUAGGCCAGGAGCUCGUGUGACGCCGCGCUUCUCCCGGAUUUGAGCAGAUGGGAUGCGGAGAUUAGGAUUUGGAUUCCCGUCCGGGAGAAGUCGGGUGUUGAUGAGUUUAAGCUCCACAUCUGUCAUCAGAAGCAGCUUCAGGUGUCCGUGGCUCAGGCUGAACGUGUCUCCUGUUUUCCCGCCAUGCGUCGGGAUCGUCUUCCUCUUCGUUAUCGCCAACUUCAUCAUGGCCACGUUCAUGGACGCCGGCGUGUUCCAGAGAGCGAGCGAGGAGGAGGACAAGGACGAGGACUUCCGCGCGCCGCUCUAUAAGAACGUGGAGGUGCGCGGCGUUCAGGUGCGAAUGAAGUGGUGCGCGUCGUGUCACUUCUAUCGUCCGCCGCGCUGCUCACACUGUAGUGUCUGCGAUCACUGCGUGGAGGACUUCGACCAUCACUGUCCCUGGGUGAACAACUGCAUCGGGAGACGCAACUACCGCUUCUUCUUCCUCUUCCUGCUGUCUCUGACUCUUCACAUGAUGGGUGUGUUUUCUGGAGGUCUUCUGUAUGUUCUGGAUCACCUGGAGAACCUGUGGGAACUGCAUGCUGCCGUCUCGCUGGCGGUCAUGAGCGUUUCGGCUCUGUUCUUCAUCCCCGUCCUGGGUCUGUCGUGCUUUCAUCUGGUGCUGGUGGCGAGAGGACGCACCACGAACGAACAGGUGACGGGGAAGUUCCAGGGCGGAGUGAACCCGUUCACGCGCGGAUGCUGUCAGAACGUGCAGUUCGUGCUCUUCGGCCCCAUCACGCCGAGGUACACUGGGAAAAUCUGCGACAGAUUGCUGCUUCGCGUUCAGCCUCCUUUCCAUCACCCAGAGUCCCACAAACUGAGUCCUGUGAAGAGUCAAACCCUCCCGGUCAAGUCUCUAGAAGAAAUCUACGCUCCGGACAGCAAGCACCUGAGCGCUCCACCUCCGCUGCCCCCUAAACCAGAUCCGGUCCUGCUGAAGAACCACUUGGCGGCGCUGGAAGAGAGUUUGCUCCAGUCCAGAGCUCUAAUGCCUUCUGGACACAACAUGAGUCCUCUUCAGACUUCAGAGUCGCCCACCAAAGUGCUCUACCAAGUUCCCAGAGAUCAGAUGGCGUCGAGGAUUUCCCCGCUGGUCCCCCAGGAGCCCGAAGCGCCCGAGAAUCACGCAAACUCCCUGGCUCUGAACUCGCGCUCGCUGAGCCUCAAACACAGCCGCCGUGGAUCCCAGCGAGCAGACGUCCCCCAGAGCGUCCUCGGCGGCCGGAUAGGAAGCGUGUCCUACGAUAGCCUGCUGCGUCCGGCGGGCGUCCAGGUGGCGUUUUUACCCAUGGAUCGCGACUCUGCCGACGCGCCGUGGCUUCCGGCGCGCGACUGCAGCCCGGUGUUCAUGCACAUCAACCGCGAGCCGUCUCCGGUUCGCUACGACAGCCUUCCGAAGCCGUUCAUGAGCGCCAUCCAGGAGCGGCGCGAGCCGGGCGAAAGAGACAAAUCCGCUCCGGCGUCUCACGGAUCGGACGCGAAAGGUAAAUCGUCUCCGGCGUCUCUGGGUUCGGGCGAGCGGGACGAAUGCGCUCCGGCGUCUCGCGGUUCGGAGGUGAGGGAUAAAUCUGCUCCGGAGUCUCUCGGACCGGACGCCGGCAUCUACGACACUCCUGCGAGACGCGGCCUGGCGAAGGAUUUCCGCGGGCCGACUCCUCCGGCGUACGGUUCGAGGGAGUUCCUCCUGAGCAGCGCGGCGUACGGAUACGGGAGCCGCUCGCACCUGUCCUCGUCCUCGUCGUCCUCGCUCACCCGCCCGCCUCGGACCGCCAGCUCGCCGCUGCACUUUAACCGCUCUCUGUCGCCCUCUAUCUAUCAGUCUCUGGAGCGACAGUCGCAGCUGCCUUCGUCCACGUUCCCUGCGUCGCUUCCCACCUCCUCCUACGGGCCGCAGAAAGCCCUGGCUUACAUCAGAGGAGGAGAAAAACCCCCGCCGGAACCGUGAGUCCUGUCCGUUUAGAGCAGGGCUGUCAAACUCAAUUCCUGGAGGGUUCAGAUUCAACCCUGCUAAAUCACAUAUGCUAUGCAUGUCUGAAGUACUUUCAUUAGGGAUGCAUCUAAACUGAGUUUGACUCCCCUGCUUUAGAGGCUUCCCCCAAAAACCUCAAAUUAUGAGGGGAUUUUAAAGGAAGGGACGCUUCACCUAAAAAUCCAAUGCAUUGCAUCCAAAAUAAAAGUUUUCGUGUGAAUGAUACAUGCGUGUACUGCAUAUUGACCAGAAUACACCACUUUCCCCGUUUUUCCGGAUGCACCUUUUGAAAAAAAAAAAUCAAAUUUUAAUCAAAAUCAACCUGUUUGUUUGUUUUGAGAGUAUGGCAAAUACCGGUACCAGCAACAGCAUUUAAAGGCAUGCACUUCAAAAUAAAAGCCAGUCCAAUUAUACAGUCUGUCCAUCUCAUAGCCUACCAAAACUAUAUUGUUUUUGACUGUAGAAGUUAAACCCGUGUACUGUCUUGUGUUUUAAAAUCACUUACAGGGGAAGUUUGGCUCAUCGAGAGCGAUACUGAAUUCAUACAACAGUUCCACGUCGUGAAAUUAGAUCCAGAUCUGUGGGACUCUAAUAUCUAUCAGCCAAAUGAAUUUGAGAAAUAUUACACAUGCAUGCAUAUCUAUCAGAAAAUAUUUUAAA